AUGAGUGAUCCCUGUGCUCAGUUUGUCGAGUACGCCGAGGCGCACCAGGCCAAGUGGAUAGCGAACCUUGCCGAGGCCGUUGAGAUCCCGAGUGUGUCGGGCGAUGCGUCGUUCCGUGCCGAGGUGUACAAGAUGGGCGCGUGGCUGAAGAACAAGCUCGCCGAGGUCGGAUGCGACGUGUCGUCGCACGAUCUGGGCAUGCAGACGCUCGAUGGGCAGGAGGUGCAGCUGCCGCCCGUGAUUGUGGGCGAGUAUGGUCGUGAUCCGUCGAAGAAGACGGUGCUUGUGUAUGGCCACUAUGACGUGCAGCCGGCGCUCAAGUCGGACGGCUGGGGCACGGAGCCGUUUGAGCUGGUGCACGAUACGCCCACGGAUCGCCUGAUCGGCCGCGGCUCGACGGACGACAAGGGCCCGAUUAUGGGGUGGAUCAAUGUGCUGGAGGCGCACAAGGCGCUGGGCCUCGAUGUGCCGGUGAACCUCAAGUUCUGCUUCGAGGGGAUGGAGGAGAGCGGCUCGGUCGGCCUGGACGAGUUUGUCGUGGAGCACAAGGACAAGCUGUUCCAGCACAUCGAUGCCGUGUGCAUCUCGGACAACUACUGGCUCGGCACGAAGAAGCCCUGCGUGACGCAUGGUUUGCGCGGCGUCGCCUACUAUAAGCUGACGAUCAGCGGUCCCGCGCAUGAUCUGCACAGCGGUGUGUUUGGAGGCAUGAUGCACGAGCCGAUGACGGACUUGGUCCAGAUCAUGUCGACGCUCGUGUCGCCGCAGGCCAAGAUCCUGAUCCCAGGCCUGUACGACCAGGUCGCGCCUCUUACGGACGAGGAGCGCCAGGUGUAUGAGGACAUGGAGUUUGAGGUGGCCGAUGUCGAUCAGUGCACGGGCAGCUCGACGACGGUGAGUGACAGCAAGACGGAUGUGCUCAUGGGCCGCAUGCGCUACCCGAGCCUGAGUCUCCACGGCAUCGAGGGCGCGUUUGCCGAGCCGGGCUCCAAGACGGUGAUCCCGCACAAGGUGACAGGCAAGUUUUCGAUCCGUCUCGUGCCGGACAUGGACCCGGCGAAGGUGACCGACGCCGUGCAGAAGCAUAUCGAGGCCGAGUUUGCCAAGUUGAAGACGAAAAACACGAUGCAUCUCGAGGAGGAUCACCCCGGCAAGCCGUGGGUGGCCGACACGAAGCACUGGAACUACGAGGCUGCGAUCGCGGCGACCGAGGCCGUGUACGGCGUGCGCCCGGAUCUGACGCGCGAGGGCGGCUCGAUUCCCAUCACGCUCACGUUUGCCGAUGCGCUCAACGCCAACGUGCUUCUGCUUCCGAUGGGCCGCUCCGACGACGGCGCACACUCGACGAACGAGAAGCUGGAUCUGUCGAACUACAUCAAGGGCACGCAGCUGCUGGGCACGUAUUUGUACAAGGUCGCCUCGGCCGCGGCGUCGUAA
Malassezia restricta is the source of this 1437-nucleotide messenger RNA. RefSeq names its product Cys-Gly metallodipeptidase DUG1. Bases 1 to 1437 code for a protein of 478 amino acids. The record is from RefSeq and is a predicted model, not a curated record. Gene Ontology annotation, biological process: proteolysis. Gene Ontology annotation, molecular function: metallodipeptidase activity. The transcript has a single exon. NCBI's taxonomy places the organism in Eukaryota, Fungi, Basidiomycota, Malasseziomycetes, Malasseziales, Malasseziaceae.